AUGAGCAGGCUGAUAGUAGAUUUAAAAUGCCUGAAGAAUAAAACAACAAGGAAGUAUAAUAAUUUGGGUAAUGUUGACGAUGGAAACGGAAAGAAGCUAGGUAGUAUUCAUCGAUCCGAAAGAUUUAGAACUGUUGUUCGCUUAGUGGAUUUCUUGUUCUGUGAGUCUAGUACAGACCGUUUUGAAGGAUUUUUCUGCAAAAUGGUAGUGAGGAAUCUUCAUUGUCUCAAUAUCACAAAUGGAGAAGAAGAAAUGUGUUUUUACAUGAGUGAAGGAUUGUUUUCAGCCCAUAAAGAUGAUAUCAUGUUGAUAAGUGGGCAAGUGCUAGAUGUUCGCAUUGGUUUAUGGUAUGGAAUGUACCAAAGUUUGCCAAUUUUUGAAAUUAUUGAUUUCAAGAUCCUAUCCAAAAAUGACGUUCGCGACUUCUGUGAAUUUGUCAGAUCACCAAUUGGAGAGAAAUUUCUGGACAUGUCCAAUUCUUGA
Saccharomyces mikatae IFO 1815 is the source of this 483-nucleotide messenger RNA. RefSeq names its product Ten1p (gene TEN1). The transcript has a single exon. Lineage: Eukaryota; Fungi; Ascomycota; Saccharomycetes; Saccharomycetales; Saccharomycetaceae. The record is from RefSeq and is a predicted model, not a curated record. Bases 1 to 483 code for a protein of 160 amino acids.